AUGGCGACAGAGGAGGAUGGGGCUGGGAGAGUCCGACAGCUGCAGGAGCAGCGGAUGGGAGUUCAAAAGAAAACGUUCACCAAGUGGAUGAACAGUGUCUUCCACAAGAAUGGGGAGAAAUUGGAGCUGACUGACGUCUAUACUGAACUUAAAACCGGAGAAGUUCUGAUCCGUCUGCUGGAGUUCAUCGCCAACGAGAAGUUGCCAUCGCGGAGCCGAGGCAAGAUGAGAGUCCACUUUCUGGAGAACAACAGCAUUGCCAUCAAUUUCCUCAAAACCAAAAUUCGGGUGGAUUUAAUUGGUCCAGAAAAUGUGGUGGAUGGGGAUCGUACACUGAUCCUGGGGCUGCUGUGGAUCAUCAUCCUCAGGUUUCAGAUUGGACAUAUUAACCUGGAAGAGGGGAACAGUGUAGCUCAUCGCUCAGCCAAGGAGGCUCUGCUGAUCUGGUGUCAGAGGAAAACAUCAGGCUACAAUGGUGUUGAUGUGCAGGACUUUUCCUCCAGCUGGAGGGAUGGACUUGCCUUCAAUGCUCUUAUCCACGCCCACCGACCUGACCUUUUUGACUACCGCCGUUUCCAUGGCGAUAACCCUCAGCGUAAUCUGGAGCAUGCGUUCACUCUGGCAGAGCGGGAGUUCAGUAUCAUGCAGCUUCUGGAGGUGGAUGACAUCAUGGUCGCUCAUCCUGAUGAAAAGUCCAUCAUGACCUACGUGUCUCUGUACUACCACUACUUUUCCAGGAUGAAGCAGGGGCAGACCAUCCAGAAGAGACUUGCCAGGAUUGUUGGGAUGCUCAUGGAGCUGGAUGGCAUGAAGAUCCAGUAUGAAAGAAUGGUCUCAGAUCUGCUUCGCUGGAUCAAAACUAAGAUGGUGCAGCUGAAUGACAGAAGAUUCCCAAACUCUUUGAGGGAGAUGCAGAAACUGAUGAGCGCUUUUAAGACCUACAGAACUGUGGAGAAACCUCCCAAAUACCAGGAGCGUGGGGCAAUUGAGGCCCACUUGUUCAGUCUGAGGACUCAACUGGCAGCCAACAACCAAUGGGCUUAUAAUCCUCCCGAAGGUAAAACUCUGAAUGACAUCGAGAAGAGCUGGGCUAUGCUGGAGAGGGCGGAACAUGAACGAGAGCGAGCCCUACAGGAAACGCUGCUACGCCUGGAAAGCCUGGAGCAACUUGCACAGAAGUUUGCCAGGAAGGCAGCUCUGAGGGAGGGCUAUCUUGAGGACACACUGCGUCUGAUCCGGAGGCAGGACAUCCGAGGUCUGUCCACACUGGAGGAGGCUCAGGCAGCUGGCCGGCGUCUGGAGGCCUUGGCUACCGAUGCACUGGCCAGGGAGCCACGCUUCACGGCCCUCAGAGACAUGGCAAAAUCCAUCGAGAAAGGAAACUACCACAGCAAGGAGCAGGUCAUUGGGAGGGAGGAGAACAUUAGCCAUCGAUGGAAGGACCUGCUGCAGCAGCUCCAAGAACAGAGGAUGCUUUUGGGAAAUGUAGUUGAAACUCUGAGCAUCCUGCGGGACAUUGAGCUUGUCUCCCAGGAACUGAAAGAACUACAAUCCCAAGCCAGUUCCUCUGAACUGGGGAAGCAGCUGACGGAGGUGGAGUCUCUUCUUCAGAAACAAGAUCUCCUGGAAGCUCAGAUCUCAACUCAUGGUGAAACCAUCACUGCAAUCAGUAGCAGAGCUCUGAAGGCAAAAGUAAGGGAUGGGCAGCAGAUUCAGAGCAGAGUGAGAGCUCUUGACACUCAGUACAAAUCGCUGGUGUCUCUCAGCAGCAGCAGGAGGAGGCAGUUGGAGGCUCAGUUGAGGUUGUUUGAGUUCCUCUAUGACUGUGAGGAGUUGGAGGCCUGGAUCUAUGAGCGCUGGUUAAAGCUGCAGACGGCUGGACUUGGAAGAGACCUCAACCACAUCCAGGUGGCCGAACACAAGCACAAGGUGCUGGAGGCGGAGGUCCAGGCCCAGGAGUCUUUGUAUAAAGGUGUCCUGGGUCGAGGUCAGGAUCUGCUCUCCAAACAGAGUCAGGAGAAUCAGCAAGCUGUUCAGAAGUGGAUCAGGACUCUCAAGAAGCAGUGGAGCCACCUGACUGACGAGGUGACGGGACACCGCGACAGACUGCAGGCUGCCGCUACCAUAAAGCAGUAUUUUGCAGAUGUGGAGGAGGCUAACUCCUGGCUAGGUGACAGGAAGCCACUGCUGAUAAGCGAGGAUCAUGGGAAGGACGAUUCCAGCACAGCAUUGCUUCUUCAGCGCCACCUUCGUUUGGAGAAGGAGAUGGCAGUGUAUGCCUCAGAGAUAAAGAGACUGUCAGAACAGUCAAAAACUGCAGCACAGCUGACGGCGCUGACUGCACAGCAGGCAGAGCCUCAGCAAGGCAAGAUGAUCCAAUAUAGCGAUUCCUCUGGGGAAGAGGAGAAGGAGUGGCAAGGAGCACGAACCUCACUAUCCAGUACCAGAGGUGGGAAGGGCCCUGUAAACAUCCCCCCUCAGAAAGAGGAAAUCAAGGCCAAAGUCCGCUUCAGAUACAGCAGAGGUCAGUUUACGUGGGACCGCAAUGAGAUUGUGACCAUCAUCAGCAGUGAGCCGGAUGGAGACAGAGUUGUGGCCAGAGACAGUGGAGGAAACCAGCAGUCCAUUCCCAAAACCUACCUGAAUAUGCUGCCAUCCAGUGUUCCUCCACCCACUCCACCUGCCUCAGCCAAUGAUAUGCCAGAAAGCUCAAGCAAGAAACUGAGUCGUCCAAGGCGAAAACGCUCUAUGCGUCGCGGCACAGCUGAGAUCCAAACCACAUUACUGCCAGACCCCGAGUACCAGAGAGAUACUGUGGAGAGCACACAGGGCAGGUUGGACCAAGAGUACAAUUUCUUGUACAACCUGGUGAAGACAAAGACAAAGAGCCUGGAGGAGAUACUGCGUCUUCAUCGAUUUUACAACAGCUGCCAUGAGUUUGAGUCAUGGAUGGAGGAUAAGGAGAACAUCCUCAACACCUUCAGCACUGAUGGUGACAAUCUAGCAGUGGUUCAGGCCAAAUAUGAGAACUUUCUGACUGAGUUAGCGAGCGGACGAGGUCAGCUGGACGAUAUCAUCAAAAUGGCAGACGAGCUGGUGAAGAACCAGCACAGUAAACAGAAAGAAAUCCAAUCCAGAAAGAGGAGUGUUUCCAAAAGGUGGGAUCGGAUUCAGCAGCUGAAGGAUGACAAAGGAAAGGAGCUGCUGAGUACGGCAGAUGUGCAGUCCUUCCUGCAUAGCUGCGAGGAGGCUAAAGCUCAGCUGCAGGGUGAGCUGUCCCAGCUUGACGAAGUGGACGUGGGCUGCACCCCCUUCACUCUGCUUGCUGAGGAGAAGAACCAGAUUCGGGCCCUUAGAGACAUCAAGAUGCUUGAGGGCAAGAUUGCUUACCUGAAGAGCGUUGCAAAGAUGAAGCAGGACUGCAGUCCGGCAGAGAGUGCGGCCAUUAUGGAGGAGGUUCGAGGUUUGGAGGCUCUGCUGGAUCAGGUGAAAUGUCAAGCAUCAGACAGACAGCACCAACUGGAGGAGGCCCGCAGGCUGCAAAGUUUCCAGCAGGAGGCCAAGGAGCUAGAGCGCUGGGGGGGUUCAGUUCAGGAACGGCUCCUGCAGGAGGAGACAGCGAGCGAUGUGGCCUCGGCUGUCACGCUGCUGGAGCAACACCAGGAGCUGCAACUAGAAAUGGAGACACAGAGGAGCAGGCUGAAGGAGAUGGAGAACUUAGGGAAAUCUCUGCUGCAGGGAUCAUCCAAUGGGAAAAUAGGCGGUGUUGACAUCCAACAAAUCCUUGAUAAUCUCAGUGCUGAAAGGAGUAGGCUGGAGACGCUGUGGGCUAGUAGAAAGAAGCAUUUGGAGCAGGGUGUGGAGCUCCAGAGGCUGAACCAAGAGGGAGACCGGAUUGAAGCAGCAUUGUCUGGACAUGAAGCCCGACUAAAAGUCCAAGAUCUUGGGGACUCGGUAGACAGUGUGCACAGUCUACUGGGGCGACAAGAUGAACUUGAAAGUCUUCUUAUGGCUUUGGAUCAAAGAGUGGAUAAAUUCGCUGAGCGCAGCAAGGAGCUUAUCGACCAGCAGCACUUUGCUUCAAAACACAUUAAGGAACGGAGCAGGAGCAUCCAAAAAGCCAACAGGAGGCUGAAAGAGAGCUGCAGGAAGAGGAGGAACCUACUGCUGGACUCCAAGAAAUACCAGGAGUUCCAAAGAGAUGCGGAUGAGCUGCUGUUGUGGAUGGAGGAGAAGUUUAAGGUGGCAGAAGACGAGUCCUACCGAGACCCCACAAACAUCCUCUGGAAGCUGAAGAAACAUGAAGCGGCUGAGAAGGAGAUGCAGGCCAACCAAGUCUGGUUGGAUAGACUUGUUCAGCUGGGAGAGGAGAUGAUUGCUGAAGAGCACUACAACAGUCAGAGCAUCAGCAGGAAGUCUUCUCAGCUCACGAGUCAGUGGAAAAGACUACAAGACAAGAUGGCUGACAGGGGGGACAGGCUGAGACAGGCGGGGCAGCAGGAGCAGCUGAUGGAGCUUUUGCAGGAUGCCAAGCUGAAGAUUGAGGCCAUCCAGUGGAUGCUAAACAAUGCUGCCAAAGGUCACGACCUGCGCUCCAGUCGACAGUUGCUGAAGGAGCAUCAGCAGCUGGAGCAGGAGGCCAAGGAACUGGCAGAGAAGAUCAACUCUAUUGUGAGCAGGGCCAAACACCUCGCUUCCAAUCACUUUGACUCUCAAAGGAUCCUCCAGGAGACAGACGCCUAUCUCACUUUAUUCAAGUCCCUGCAGAAACCUCUGGACGAGCGUCGAGCACAACUGGAGGCAUCUGUGUUGCUGUUUGGAUUUUAUCAUGAUGUGGAUCUUGAGCUCAACUGGAUCUCUGAGCAUGUUCCUGCCUCUGGAUCUACAGGAUAUGACAAAUCUCUGGCUGGGGCCCUCAGCCUCAUGCAGAAACACAAGGAGCUGCAGGCCGAAGUGAACGCACAUAGAAAACACCUGAACCACAUUCUGAAGAAAGGGCGCAGCCUAGCCAAACCCAACAAGUCAGAGAGAGAGGAGGUGCUGCAGAGGUGCGACCACCUCAAUACAGAGUGGGAGGAGCUUGAGGAUGCCUGCAAAAAGAGAGCAGCUCACCUCAGCAAGGCUAUUACCAGAGAACAGCUGCUGUUGGACUGCUCAGAGCUGGAGUCCAGACUCGCAGAGAUGCUCAGUCUGGUGAACAUCGACGACUAUGGCAAAAACCAGCUGGCCACACAAAGCCUCAUUACUAAACACCAGGUGCUCGAAGGACAACUGGAGGUGUUGGAAGCUGAAGUAGAGGCAUUAGGAGACCAGGUAGAGCAGGCCAUUCAGAACUGGGGCCUGGAGGAGCUCAGCAGACCCUACAGUCGAAUCAGCAGCCUGAACCAGCAGCUGCAGCACCAGGCUGGACUCAGGGGUCAGAAGCUGAAGGAGGUCCUUCAGCUCCAUGAAUUCAGGCGAGAGUCUUCAGAGCUGGAGGACUGGAUGAACCAGCAGAGACAAACAGCUGAGUCUCAGGACCUGGGCAAUGAUUAUCAGCAUGUUCAGUUGGUUCGAGGGAAGUUUGAAGGCUUCCUGAAGAAGCUGGAGGUUGGCGAGGAGAGACUACAGAACUGCAGAAACCUGGCUGUUCAGCUGAUCCACAACAAACACCCACAGAGCUCUGCAAUCAAAGACACUCUGCAGCAGCUUAGUGCAUCCUGGGAAGAUUUGAAAAGCUUGGCCAAGGAGCGUCAGGAUCAGCUACAGAAAGCUGAGGAAUGUCACCGCUUUUACCAAGACCUGAGUGAUGCGCUAACUCUCAUCCAGGAGCGACACAAAAGCAUCCCUGACGAUGUGGCAAAGGAUUUGCAUGGAGUGACGUCACAGCUGAGGAAACAUGAGGCCCUGCUCCUUGAGCUUGCCACCACAGAGGAACAGUUUCAAGAGCAGCUGGACUCUGUUGAGUCUGUCCUGGAGCUUUGCACACCCGAACUGAGUGUUCGCCUACAGAAAGUGCAGGACGAGGUGGUGGAACGGUGGGAGGAGCUGCGACUUCUUGCUGAGAAGAGAGAAGAGGAGCUCAAGCGGGCUUCCCAGCGAUAUCAAUUCCUUAGCAUGGUGCAAGACUACUUCCUGUGGUGCAGCCAGCUGAUCAGCGCAAUGGCAGUUGAGGAAAGCAUCAGUGAUGUGGCUACCGCUGACCUCCAGCUGGCUCAACAUCAGCAGUUAUGGGCUGAGAUGGAGGCAAGACAGGAGACCUACCAGCAAGCUCUGGACAUGGGAGAAGAGCUGCAGACACAGGACAAAAGCAACCAGAAGGAGGUGUUGGAGAAGAUGGACGCUCUCCAGUCAGAGAGAGAAAAACUGGAGGAGAACUGGAAGAAGAAACAGAGCUGGUUAGAAACUGUUCACCUGGAGCAGAUCUUCUACAGAGACGUCAACAGCAUGGAGAAGAUGUCCAACUCACAGGAGAUCCUGCUAAAGAACAGCACUCUGGGAAAUACUGUGGAUGAGACAGAAGGUUUGAUCAAACGCCAUGAAGCUUUUGAGAAGCUGCUCAGCUCGCAGGAGGACAAGCUGUCAUCUCUGAAGGAGUUGGCUGAACGUCUGAGGAAACAGCUGAGCAAAAAGAAGAGCGGACAAGUCAAAACCAGACUUAAAGCUCUCCUCCAGAGACGAGAGAAAAUUAAAGAGCUUUCUGCCAAACGUGGGGAAGAGCUGGAGCUUUCCAGGCGUCUGUGCAUUUUCAACCGAGAUGUCGCAGAGGCAGAGGAGUGGGUGUCUGAGCGGAUGCAGAAGAUGGCAGAGGACAGUAAAGCUGACCUCAGCAACCUGCAAACCAAGAUGAAACUCCUGCAGAAACAUCAGGUGUUUGAGGCUGAAAUCCUGUCUCACCAUGAGAUCAUCAGUAAUGUACUUUUGGCUGGGGAAGAACUUGUAUCUCUUCACCUGAGGUCCAAAGAGGUAAAGAAGAGUGCAGCCACACUCGAGCUUCACUGGGAAGAGCUGAAGAAGGCUGUGGCCAUCCGUGGCAAAGCUCUGGAAGAUAACAGAGCCUUCCUGGAGUACCUCCAGAAGGUGGAGGAGGUGGAGGCCUGGAUCAGACAAAAGGAGGUUAUGAUUAAUGUUGGAGAUGUUGGAAAGGACUAUGAACAUGGAGUCCAGCUGCUGAAGAAGCUCAGUGAGUUCAGGGGAAGUGAAGAUAAGGACGUGACAGUGGAUGAUGCUCAUAUCAAAGCCAUCAACAAACUGGCAGCCAAACUAGAAAAAAGACAGAGUGCUGAGGAACUGGUGACUGUGACAAAGAGGAGGCAGCAGCUCAAUGAAAGGUGGAGCAAAUUUCACGUUGAUCUGAAUAAUUACAAGAACCAGCUCGAAGAAGCUCUGGUGGUCCACAGUCUCAUCAGAGAACUGGAGGAGGUCAGAGACAGAGCUAAUGAAAAGAUGCUGCUGCUGCAGGAUCAGGAUUGUGGCUGCGAUGUGGACAGUGUAGAAAACCUGAUUAGACGCCACGAGGAAAUAGAGAGAGAGGCUGGAGUUAUCCAAGAUAGAGCAAAGUCUCUGGAAGAAGGCUUGUUGGGUGAUGUGAGUGCUCAGUCAGUGAUGAGCGACAAGCUGAAGACCAAACAGAAAGAAGUCCAGAAGACUCUGAAAACUUUGGACAAGGAACUCAAACACAGAAAAGAAAAGCUGCAGGAGGCUCACCAGUUGCAGCUUUUCAAGGCUAACCAGCGCCUCCUGCUGGAGUGGAGUCUCAAACAAAGCAGUGAGAUGGCAGAAAAGGGACUUCCCAAGACCAGAACAGAGGCUGACCGGCUCAUUGUGGAGCAUCAGGACUGGAGGACGGAGAUUGACGCUCGUGCUGAACGCAUCGACUCUGUCAGGGACUUUGGUCUGGGUCUCAUCCGGUCUGGUCACAGCUCUAAGUCAGAGAUCCAAAAGGCUUUGAACCAGCUAGAGGAAGCUAAAGCUGGACUGGACCGAGCCUGGUUGAACCGUAACAUAACCUUGGAGCAGGCCCGUACACUACAGAUCUUCCUGACCUCUGUAGAACAAUGUGAGAGCUGGCUCAACAACAGUGAAGCCUUCCUGUCUAAUCAGGACCUCGGGAGCUCAGUGACAGAGGUAGAAACACUGCAGAGGAAGCAGAUUCAGUUUGAGGAAGCCCUGGAGGCUCAGGGAGACCAGCUGGACCAGGUAGAGAAGCUGGCCCAGGAGAUGAUCCAACAAAAGCACUAUGAUGCCAACAACAUCAGAGCAAAGAGCAAAGCACUGACCACCAGGCGGAGUCAGUUGCAGCGGCAGAGCAGAUCUCGUUACAAAGCUCUGGAUCAAUCCCUCCAGCUGCAGCAGUUCUUGUCCAGCAGCUACCAGGUAUGUGUGUGGCUGAAUGAGCGUAACGCCAUAGCACUGGAUGAAAACUGGAGGGAACCAAACAACCUUCAGGCAAAGCUGUUAAAACAUCAGAGCUUUGAAGCAGAGAUCCUCGGCAACCGCUACAGGGUGGAAACCCUCACUAAGGAAGGAGAGAAGCUGCUGUCUGAGUCUCUGUCUGCUGAAGGAAAGGUUCGACCUCGACUCAGAGAGCUGACUGACAGCUGGGAUACUCUGAUCCACAACGGCAAGGAGAAGAAAACUAGACUGCAGGAGGCCUACCAGGCAUUGCAGUUCCAGCGUUCAUUGGAUGACAUGGAGCAGUUCGUGGCGUCAGUGGAGAGGGAGCUGGCCAAUGAGGACUGUGGCAGUGACCUACCCUCUGUGAACAGACUGCUGAAGGAACUGCAGGGGGUGGAAGAGGAGAUGGAUGGACACCAAGACCGAAUCCAGGGUCUGGUGGACACAGCAAAGAGCUUCCACUCUCAGGGUAACUUCCUGGCUGAGGAGAUUCAGACCAGAGUGGCACACACCAUCAACAGGUACAACAGUCUGGCGCAGCCCCUGCAGAGACGUAAGGAGAACUUGGAGGCCUGGCAAGUCCUGUUCCAGUUCUACAGAAAUGUGGAGGAGGAAACGGCCUGGCUGAAUGACAGACUGCCCUCCAUCACUGCCAAAGACCUGGGCAGCUCCCUCAGCAGUAGCCAGCAGCUGCUCCACAAGCACCAGGUGACCACUUGCAGAUUUUACUGA
Pundamilia nyererei is the source of this 9108-nucleotide messenger RNA. The record is from RefSeq and is a predicted model, not a curated record. Lineage: Eukaryota; Metazoa; Chordata; Actinopteri; Cichliformes; Cichlidae.